Messenger RNA from Laetiporus sulphureus 93-53, 1970 nucleotides. RefSeq names its product carboxypeptidase S. The coding region runs from base 400 to 1878 and encodes 492 amino acids. Lineage: Eukaryota; Fungi; Basidiomycota; Agaricomycetes; Polyporales; Laetiporaceae. Gene Ontology annotation, cellular component: fungal-type vacuole lumen. Gene Ontology annotation, molecular function: carboxypeptidase activity. The transcript has 13 exons. The record is from RefSeq and is a predicted model, not a curated record.
GCCCGAUUGGCCCGCUCGCCAUGUUGCGUCCGCACAGAAGAAUGAUCAUCAUUAUUCAUCAGCGAUAUGCGAAUCAUGUCGGCGGCACGAACAUAGAGUCAUCGCGGGAGACUUUCGGCAAGGCUCGACAGUCACAGACUCUGCGUGGAGAAGGCCACGCCAGCCGUUUAAUGACUGCCGCCAGCGAAGUUCGUGAAGUAUCCCAUAUCGACGAACAAACCUUCGGAGGACAGCACUGGCUUCGCUCCUGCUUCCGAGAUUCAACCCGUAGACUCCCCAUCAAGUUCAUGGUCUCGCACUACCAACGCCCUAGCUCUGCUGCUAACUCUCCUCGUGCUCCUUUCUGUGCCAGUGUCAAGCAACCUCAGCGCAACUGACUAUGCUGUGCUAAGUCAUGCGAUGUGUCCGCAGUCAGCUGCCCUGUUUCCGGAUAAGCACGUGGCGCUCUGGCAGAGCUUGCAGUCGACAUUCAAAAGCGAUGCGUUCUUGCACGAAACUGUGAGCCUGCUCUCCGGGGCCGUACAGAUUCCGACGCAGACAUUUGAUGACAUGGGAACGGUUGGCGAAGACGCUCGCUGGGAGCCAUUCAAUCGCUUUCGUGAGUAUCUUCUGUCCUCCUUCCGCAUCCUCACCCAUAACACAGCUGAAAUGGUCAAGGUGAACACUUAUGGACUUGUUUACAUUUUGAAGGGAUCAGACGAGCACAUCAAGCCUCUGCUCUUAACGGGCCACUCUGAUGUUGUUCCCGUCAAUCCCGAUACAUAUGAUACCUGGACGCCUCCUCCUUUUUCAGGAUUCUACGACGAUAAUAAGGCAGGAAAGUAUCUUUGGGGGCGGGGCAGCAUGGAUGACAAAGCAAGUUUGAUCGGCAUUCUGACUGUCAUUGAGACCUUGUUGGGAAGAGACUUCAAGCCUGCUCGAACUCUUGUGUUGGCAUUCGGUUUCGACGAAGAGAUCAAUGGAGUUCAGGGUGCCUCCUCGAUCGGCGAAUAUCUCUUGUCCAGGUUCGGUGAAAAUUCGUUCGCAAUGCUACUUGACGAAGGAGGCGUGAUCUUGGACCAGUACGGUGGAACGUUCGCAUUCCCUGCUAUAGCGCAAAAAGGUUACUUCGACAUGCGUAUCGAGGUCAAUGCUCCAGGAGGACACUCAAGCGUACCUCCAGUCCACACGACUAUUGGCAUGCUGGCGGCGAUGCUCGUGCGAUAUGAGAACAACCCCAUGAAGUUACUGUUCCGGCGAGACUCACCAAUGUAUAUUCACGCUCAAUGUCUCGCCGCACACGGGCCGAGGUUCCCUGUGUCAAUGCGCGAGGCAUUACAAAAGUCGAUAACCUCGGACAAGGCGCUGCGCCGCGCAGAAGGGAUGUUGUUGAAGAUCCGUUCAUUCAAGGCUCUGGUCAGUACGACACAGGCCGUAGACGUCAUCAACGGUGGAGUCAAGUCAAACGCACUUCCCGAGAAUGCGAUGGCGAUCGUCAACCACCGGAUAGCCGCCGACAGCUCAGUAGACGAAGUGAAGCAGCACGCCACUCAGCUCCUAAAAGAUCUUGCUGCCGAGUUCAACCUCUCAUACAAUGCUUUUGACACGAACAUAUUUAACGACGGGGCAAGCUAUGGCAAUUUAACUCUCAGCGAUGCAUGGGGGAUGGGGUUCGAGCCUGCGCCGAUCACCCCGACUGGCGUCGAUGACGUGCCAUUUCAACUGUUGUCCGGUACUAUCAAAGCCACACAUAUGUCUCACCGCUCGCUCUUGCAGGACAAUAUUACUGUCAGCCCUAGUCUGCUCUCUGGAAUGACAGGUCCUUCGUACUACCUGAAGCUCGCACCCCACGCGUUUCGCUAUAUUCAUUAUGACGCAGGUAACGGGGCCGAGAUGUAAGUGUACAUGGUGUGAACGAAGCCCUGAAUAUCGAAAAGUAUAUGGAACUCUUCUUGUUCUACGCGACGUUGAUAUUAAAUGCCGACGAGUCG